CUCUGUGUACGCGUUUCGAAUGAUCCUGGCCCUGAACCCAACCACUCAAAGCUACUCAUGAAGUUCCCAAGUUGGAUGCCCAUUCUUGCCACCACCCACCCUGUACUCCCCCUGGGUUGGUCUUUGUUCUCCUGCUUCCUUAGUUCCACUCCGAUCCCCUGGCAAGGCGGGCAUGAGUCCAUCCGUCGCAUCAUCCUCCUUCUGCCUCAGUACGACGCUUCCCAAGGCAAAAACGAAGCGGAAACGUCUUUCAAAUGAGCGUGUGUAUCACUUCGACACCAUCGGACGCACUAGGGCGUCGCGUCUCCACUUGACUUCCAGCACUUCGGACCCCUCCCCUAUCGUCUCGGAGACUCAGCCUGUCAGCGAAUGCGUAGGUGAGACUAUAACACCAAACGGCGUCGUGGACUGUCCAGCUGGGACGGUAAACUUGAAGGAACUGCCACCGGACCUGCUCAGGAAGGUCAAAGGUCCGCUACGCAAACUCCGGGAUGAGUAUCUUAAAGUGGUCGAUAACAAAGAUAGCCUGGAGCGCGAUUUGUAUGCCCCCUUUGCUGAGAUGGUCACGAGUAUUAUCAAGGCCAAUGGAGGGAGGGUUGAUUACGUAAAAACGCACGGAAAGAAGAAGCUUCUGGGAGCCUUAAAUAGUGCAAUGAGAAGGCAGUCCCGAUGGUGUUUUUGUUCGCAAGAGACGCGGGCGGAGGGCCCCGACACCCCCGAUCAAGUUCAUUGGAGAGAUGUUCUCUUUCCCAUCGACCUGAAGCGAAAGGAAAAUUUCCGUGCCUCAUUGCGGCCUCCAACCUCAGACAGCGAAAUGACGGAGGAGCAAAUGGAGCGCGAGUCUGGGAAGGUCGGAGACGCCACACUAGACGGGAGGCAGCAAUUGGGCGGAUAUGGGUUGGAACAACUUUCAAGUAAUCCUCUCAAGCGAUUCGGCACUGGUAUGCUCGUUAUCGAUUCCCUCGUGGAGACUUGGUACUACGAUCACUGUGGACCGAUUGGGUCAAGCAUUAUAGACAUUCGAAGACACGACUACUUCGAGCUGUUCUCCCUCAUUUUACUACUUCCAACUGGCCACUUCCUCAUGACAAGCAAUGAAUAACCGUUGAAGGUCGGGUCAUUUCAUUCGAUCCCUCUACACCGAUAUAUAUGCUGCCCGCGGUCUUAUUGGAAGAUGCACAUCCGUUUUUGCUGCGAAUAUACAGGACGAUGUUAGUGGCCAAGAUUGUCCAUGCGUGCUCAAA
Messenger RNA from Cantharellus anzutake, 1244 nucleotides. RefSeq lists its product as uncharacterized. The transcript has 4 exons. The coding region runs from base 173 to 1102 and encodes 309 amino acids. Lineage: Eukaryota; Fungi; Basidiomycota; Agaricomycetes; Cantharellales; Hydnaceae. The record is from RefSeq and is a predicted model, not a curated record.